AAAUACCAAGUCGUCCGCCCGCCUUACAACCCGGUUGUUUCAUGGACUCACCACGGAUCACCACCCAGCAACCCGGCUUGUCUCCUUCCAACUCAGUUCAUAAUAUGCUCAAGUUGCGCACUCAGCAAACACCACAACCAACACCACAACCAACACCAAUUCACCAUGCAUUUCGAUGCAAAUUCGUCUGCAACAACAACACCGACAACGCCGAGUAAUCGUCUCCCGGAAAACCAAUCACCUCCCCCAAUUCAAUGGCCGGAAGAUGGAACCCUAACCCUAGAUUGGGUCUUAAAUUUAAUGUCAUCUUUCGAUUGGUCUUCACGUAACCUCUCUCCUCCUGAUCUUCCUUCAAUUCUUCCGGUACCGGCUUUCGAUAAAUUGAUCCUUUGUGGGUCAAAGAUGCUCCAUAAAGAGCCCAAUUGCGUGAGAAUCGACGAUGUUUCCGCCGAUUCUAAGGUUGUCGUCGUAGGAGAUGUUCAUGGUCAAUUGCACGAUGUUUUAUUUUUGCUGAAUGAUGCUGGCUUGCCCUCUGAUAAUCGGAUUUUUGUUUUCAAUGGCGAUUAUGUCGAUCGAGGCGCCUGGGGGUUUGAGACCUUCGUGUUGCUGUUGGCUUGGAAGAUUUAUUUGCCCAAUCGAGUAUAUCUUCUCCGUGGAAAUCACGAGUCCAAAUAUUGCACGAGUGUUUAUGGUUUUGAAAAAGAAGUUAUGACCAAGUAUGGCGGUCAAGGAAAACAUGUCUACCGCAAAUGUUUAGGUUGCUUUGAAGGACUUCCUUUGACAACUGUUAUUGCUGGUCGUGUUUAUACUGCUCAUGGAGGACUGUUUAGGAGUAUGACUUCUCCUCCAUCAAAAAGACACAAAGGCAAGAAAAAGAACCGGAAGAUUAGUGUCAAUAACGAAGGAACAUCUGAUGAAAAAUUAUCACUUGGCUCCUUUGAGGAAUUAUCUAAAGCUAGGAGAUCAGUUCUAGAUCCUCCUUGGGAAGGAUCAAAUUUGAUACCUGGUGAUAUCUUGUGGUCUGAUCCUUCGUUGACCCCUGGACUUUCACCAAAUACGGAGAGAGGCAUUGGACUUUUAUGGGGUCCUGAUUGCACGGAGAAUUUUUUGAAGAAGUUCAAUCUAAAGUUAAUUAUUAGAUCACAUGAAGGGCCUGAUGCAAGGGAAAAACGAAAGGGUCUAGGAGGAAUGGACCAAGGCUACACAAUUGAUCAUAAUGUGGAGUCAGGAAAGCUAAUCACUUUGUUCAGUGCUCCAGACUACCCGCAAUUCCAGGCAACAGAAGAGAGAUACAAAAAUAAAGGAGCAUAUAUUGUGCUGGAGCCUCCUAAUUUUGAUACUCCGUCAUUCCAUAGCUUUGAAGCAGUCUUACCAAGACCAAAGGCUAAUCCUUAUUAUAACUUUGAGGAAGUAUUAGAUUCUGAUGAAGAAUUGGACUUGUCGUCUAUGGUGUCGGCCCCAUGAAGGAAUGCUUCUCCUGGUGAAGAGCUUCUCAUGUUUUGUAUGUAGAUUAAUCUGCCUUUAUUUUGUCGGUUUCGCGGCACCCCCAUAAAGGAAGGAUUUCCCUGUGGAAGAACAUCACAUCUAUUGAUCGUAGAUUAAUUUGCCUCUAUUUAUUCUGCUGUAAAUUUUGUUGUAUACAAGAAUCAACAGCUGCAUGCCUGCACCUGCAUGUCCCAUUAUUUGUAUCUGAAGUGACAAUACCCGAAAACACAGUAUACUUGCUGGUCAAGUCGUUUAGUUAGUAUCGAUUGGCAAAUCCAUAUGGCGAUUUGAUUUUUUGAUGCGGCA
Molecule: messenger RNA, 1791 nt
Organism: Spinacia oleracea (spinach)
Lineage: Eukaryota; Viridiplantae; Streptophyta; Magnoliopsida; Caryophyllales; Amaranthaceae
Product: serine/threonine-protein phosphatase 7
Exons: 5
Coding region: 166-1464 (432 amino acids)
Molecular function (GO): hydrolase activity
Source: RefSeq, a predicted model, not a curated record